Messenger RNA from Penicillium nucicola, 306 nucleotides. Its product is annotated as glutaredoxin. The record is from RefSeq and is a predicted model, not a curated record. Gene Ontology annotation, cellular component: cytoplasm; nucleus. Bases 1 to 306 code for a protein of 101 amino acids. Gene Ontology annotation, biological process: cellular response to oxidative stress. Gene Ontology annotation, molecular function: glutathione disulfide oxidoreductase activity. Lineage: Eukaryota; Fungi; Ascomycota; Eurotiomycetes; Eurotiales; Aspergillaceae. The transcript has 3 exons.
AUGUCCGUCGCCAAAGUUCAAAAGAUCAUUGACGACAAUGGAGUCGUCGUCUUCUCCAAGUCCUACUGCCCGCACUGCAGUUCGGCGAAGAGCACACUUCGCAGCUUAGAUGCCGAGUUCGAAUGCCUCGAACUGGAUAAGAUGAAGGACGGUGGCGAGAUCCAAGAUGCGUUGCAGGAGCUCACUAAGCAGCGCACUGUUCCUAACAUCUUCAUCAAGGGCAAGCAUAUUGGCGGCAACUCUGAUUUGCAGAAGUUGAAUACUGCUCAAUUGAAGGCGGUGUUGAAGGAGGCCGGUGCUAUUUAG